AUGGCGCCUUCUCUCCAACUCACACUCGUUAUCGUAGCGAUUUUGCUCUCGAGUUUCUGCUUUCCCGGAGCAACCGCCACAACCGGUGGCCUGAACAAUCCGUCUGUUCUGGAUUUCGCUUCUUCACCUCCUUCGCCGCACGACAUUCAUGACUCGUUCUCACCGACGUCGAUCUUCGAGCCGAUUCUGGCGAACCUAGGGUUCCAGGAACUCUCCAUGGCGGUUCCUUCGCUUUCUGAUGACUCGGCGUUCACUACCUGGAACGGUCCGUCAACUCUCUUCGCACCGACCGAUUCCUCCAUUCGAAGCUGUUCUUCGUGUUCAGUGGUUCGUCUUCUUCGUGAACACAUUGUACCAGGCUUGUUCUCUCACGAUUACCUCCGCAAACUCGCUUUCGGUACGAAAAUCGAGACAAUGGAUCCUGGUCGUUGCAUCACUGUGACAUCGUCGACUGGUGUGAACAAUUACACGAAGAUCUACAUCGGAGGUGUGGAGAUUACUCGUCCAGAUCUGUUUAACAAUGGCCUCGUUGUUGUUCAUGGUCUUCAAGGCUACGUUGCUCCUCUUUCUCCAUUCUCGUGUAACGUCGAACGAAUGACGUCUCUAUCAUUCCCUGUCCAGAGUGCAGAUCACAAUCGACAGAGCGUUGCACACCAAGCCGUUUACUAUCCAACUUACAUGAUGCGGCUGAUGCUGAGAGACGCUAUGCUGAGGCUACGCAACAGCGGAUUUAGCAUCCUCGCUCUGGCGAUGAAGAUGAAAGCACCGGAGCUGAUGAAUAUCCAGAACAUGACAGUGUUUGCACUCGACGACGUUUCUAUCUUCUCUGGUUCGCAUUCCUACGUCAACAACGUCAGAUUUCAUAUAAUUCCUAACAGGCUACUCGCGAUAGCGGACCUUGAGAAGAUCUCAUCUGGAACGCUACUGCCAACGCUCGAAGCAGGACAAUCGCUAAUGGUGACUACAACUGCCGGCGGAUUUACGCCGAUGAGGAUAAAUUACGUCCGGAUUAAGGUCCCUGACGUGAUGCGCAACCUGAAGAUCGUUGUUCAUAGCAUCUACUUGCCAUUCCCUCAUCUUCAUCCUUCUGCUGUUUCGUACGAUGGAUCUGAUGGUAGUGUAGACACCACCUCGCCACAUCUGGAAGAGAAGGAUAGGAUCAACAACCUUACGACAGCGCCGGGAUCGUGUACGAUGAUGGAUCAAGCUAGUGGAAGCUGUGCUGUUGGUCCCGCCAUUACUUCCAGAUCUGAGGUCAAGCCGUUGGUGGUGAGGGUGGAGCACCAAGGCCUAUAG
Messenger RNA from Lactuca virosa, 1296 nucleotides. NCBI's taxonomy places the organism in Eukaryota, Viridiplantae, Streptophyta, Magnoliopsida, Asterales, Asteraceae. The record is from the annotation of a GenBank genome assembly.